AUGAAAUGUGUGCUGGACUUUCAUAUCCCUGUGCUCAAUGAAAUGCCUCGCCAUAGAGACAGAGAUCCUAACUCUGCCAUUCCCUUCUCUUCAGAAGCUCUUGGUCUAUUUCGGUGCAGCAGGAAAGGGGUGACUCUGCUGCUGAAACGGCAGAGCUUUUUUUCUCCCAGAGAAGAACGGAUUCCAUGUUCUCUGAAGUCUGAACACUUCUUGAUGCAUCAAUUGGGUCAAAAUGUUUCCUACUUGCAGGUGAUGAUCUUGCUGCAACUUGCUGCCUGGGUUUACAGUGAGCUAGCUGCUGCAGUCCCGCUCGUUUCUUUAGAGGACACAGAUGACAGAAAUGCCGCCAUGGGAUCAGUGAAUUACCAUUUGGAUCUCGCUGACCCCCUAACCUCUCGGUCGCCUGUGGUUUCGUUCUGUCUGCGGCGAUGGAUUGCUUACUCUGCUCCGUUUGUGUGUCGAGUUUGUUGGUUAGUACAGGAAAUGCAUGAGUUGUCAAUCAGAAAGAACUUCAAUUCUUCAAGCAAGAACUCCAGACUUGGCUUUCAAAUAACUACAUUGUGAUGAUGGAACAUCGUCAGUCCGCACCAUUGCGUCUGCAAGAUCACCUUCCAGUUUGCACCAUUGUAAGUACAUCGCAGCUGACCAAGCAGUAAGUGAAUCCUAGAUUGUUGUUAAGAGCUCCAUUCUACGUGUGAGUUAUGAAAGAGCAUGCUGUAGUUCUGUUUUACUGGUCCAAUGGAUUUGCCCUGCCUUGCUCAGCAGCUCCAAUGGAUUUGCCCUGCCUUACUGUCAUUUAUUCAGAAAUUUUUACUGGUUUGCUGAUGUACAAAGGGCUGAUCCAGCUCUCGUCAUUUGAUCAGAAUAUGCGUACACCAUGAUGGUCACUGAGAAAUCUGACAUAGAGUUAUGGCGUUGUGCUGUUGGAGAUGCUAACAGGUCGUGCACCUGUGCAACCAAUAUAUCUGGGAGGCGAUCUCGUAGCAUGGGCCAAAAUAUUACAUCAGGGACAGUUCUCUGGGUCCAGGGAUCCUCGACACUAAUCUGGAUUUGGAAGAUAAAGCCGCUGUCGAUCAUUGAGUUGUUGAAAAUUGCUCUGCUAUGUAGAGUAGUUACCUGUCGCCGUGCGAGGGACUGCUGAUGCGGCAUGUUGUGCUUGUGUUAAGCAAGUCGAAAGAUAGGGCCUGGGCGAGCUCUGCAUCCUCGUCUGCUUCUGAUCAUUCUUCCAAGAAGGAAGGAUAGCUGAUGAUGUAUAUUUAUAUAAGUUGAGUUAGUGAAGGCAAUACCCGUUGUUCUCUUUACUUUGUUACUUAUGGUGGGGAUUAGGGGAGCCUGCACUCAUUCUUCCUGUGAUUUUUUUGUAGCAAGGUAAAUAGUACUGACUGAUAACACUGUCCUUGUGUAUGUUAGUUCUCUCUGAUGAAGAAGGUAGCAUCGAGUCCAUUAUGUGAACUGGGUAACAUUGUCCCGGGACGUUGGUGUUGUGCCUCUUGCAUAGAACUGUGCUUUUGCUGGAACAUAGAGUAGUACUCUGAGGGAUAUGCCAUUUUUUCAUUUACACACAAUCUAGCUUGAUUGACCAAUUCAUUAGUGCGUAAUAACCCUCUCCAUCCUGCUGCAUGCUUGUGCAUUUAACCUGUUAACCUGUGUCUUUCUGAACUAAUGUC
Triticum aestivum (bread wheat) is the source of this 1667-nucleotide messenger RNA. RefSeq lists its product as uncharacterized. NCBI's taxonomy places the organism in Eukaryota, Viridiplantae, Streptophyta, Magnoliopsida, Poales, Poaceae. Bases 1 to 564 code for a protein of 187 amino acids. The record is from RefSeq and is a predicted model, not a curated record. The transcript has 5 exons.